Molecule: messenger RNA, 1582 nt
Organism: Eurytemora carolleeae
Lineage: Eukaryota; Metazoa; Arthropoda; Copepoda; Calanoida; Temoridae
Exons: 13
Coding region: 65-1567 (500 amino acids)
Source: RefSeq, a predicted model, not a curated record
GCUCUGAAACCACAAACUGUGUGGGUUGUAUCCAGCUAUCCUGGGUGUAGUUAUACUAGACAGGAUGCAGACUAAACACGGUUCAGUUCUCCUACUCCUACCCCUACCUGGAUCCCUAGUUCUCCUACUUCUACUCCUUCCUGGUUCCCUAUCUCUGCUCUGUUAUGAGGGGAAGGAGGCAGCAAACUCAACCCUUGAUCAAUAUAAUCCAGCAGCAUGUACAGAUCAUCAAGACUGGUGCUUCUCAAUGUUCUCCUUGGACAAGAACGGGUUUAACACCAAGAUGUGCUGGAAUAAGGACUGGGAGCAUGGAAGAUACAAGGAGGAUGGCUGUAUAGUUGGGCAGCACUGUAUAUCUGGAGUAUGCUAUGAGAAUGCAACUGUUUGUUUAUGCAAUGAUAAGGAUUUAUGCAACGGAUUUGUGGAAAAUGGAAAUAUUUCAACUCCAAUCCCCUACCCUCCCACCACACCACCUGACCAGCAUGAAUGUUACUACGGGUUCAAGGAGAAUAAUAAGACAUCAGGUCUAGAGUUUACAGAACAAUGUUUUAACACAGAACAACUGUGUGUCAGAGUAACUAAAGAUGAGGAAGGAUAUGAAUACAGGAGUUGCUGGGAUUCCAUCUUUAAUAUAGAGUUCUCAAGACCUGGUUGCUACAAAGGAUUUCAACAUUGUCACAGUGACAGCUGUCACAAUGAUACCCUGUUAUGUGUGUGCGCGGAUAACCUCUGCAAUACAGAGAAGUUUACCAGCGAAUCUCCUCCCAUUACUCCAGGCUCUGGACUAUACUGCUAUGCAAGAGAUUGGGAAGAUGAUAGUAUAGAGGAGAAAGCUUGUUCUGCAGAUGAGAACUUCUGUAUAGAAUUCACCUCCCUGGAAUCUGAUCACGUGCUCCGGGAUUGCUGGAAUCCGACAGAAUAUAAUAAAUAUAAUUUUACUGGAUGUGAAACCACACAGAGCUGUUUUAGAGGGGGCUGCUACAAUGCUACUGUCUGUAUAUGCCAGGAUGAUUUAUGCAACGGGUUUGGGAUUGCUGGAAAUAAUAUGACAACCCCAGAACCAGUUACAAUGACGACGACAAAUAAGACGAUGCACUGCUGGUACGGGUUCCAUCAUAACGGUUCUACCGAGCACGCUUGGCAGAGGGAAGAAUGUGCCCCGCAGGAAGAUAGAUGCAUAUUAAUAACAUCAACGGAUGGGUUUGCAAUGGGGCAUUGUUAUGAUGUGAACUAUGAUGAUGGAAAAUACGUCUCUGGAACUUAUGAAACAGGCGAGCACUGCUGGGAUGGAACCUGCCACAACGGAACUAUUUACGUUUGUUUAGAGUCAAUGUGUAAUGGAGAAGGAGCAACUACUCCGACCCCUCAUCACACUACUCCAGGCUCUGGUCUAGACUGCUACUAUGGAUCUAUUUUUGGAGACGAAAAGAAGAACCUGACGACCCAGAUCUGUACUAAGAACGAGACGAUGUGCAUUGCAGUGUACGGGAAGGACGAUUUUUUCUCGGGGAGCUGUUGGGAUCCAACCCAGGAAAGAGAUAGUCAUCGUGUUUUAUUUAGUUUUUAAAUAUUCAAGGUUUUU